AUGAAAAGCCCGAUACAAUCGGAAUCCCGCAGCGCUGGUAAUCUAGGCAGGGAGUUUCAAGUCGGAGCAAAUGUCAAGACUCGGACAAUUGCUGCUGCGGCUGGCUCGGUUUGGGAGUACCCUGCACAAUGA
Serendipita indica DSM 11827 is the source of this 132-nucleotide messenger RNA. Lineage: Eukaryota; Fungi; Basidiomycota; Agaricomycetes; Sebacinales; Serendipitaceae. The record is from the annotation of a GenBank genome assembly.